AUGGAUAGGUACGAGCGUUAAAUGCGCACGAAAAGUCAUAUUUUAGUGCUUGGUGGGGGCGCGGGGGGCCUCCGAAGCAAGCCCGCAUUGUAAAUCAUGAACAGUUUAAUACUGUACUCUGAACUGUGCAGGAAAGUGUUUGAAUCGGACCUCGAAGACCAUAGCGCCUGGGCUGACAUAUAUCGCCUGCUGUCCCUGCUGAGGCAGGCACUUACGUGCAGUGUUUGUGGUACCGUCCUAGUCGUCCCAAUGACUUCGAGUGCGUCCAAGUGUCGGCACGCUGUGUGCAAAGGGUGCAUGGGUCAAACGAUGCGGCUAAGCGCGCCUUGCGCUGACUGCAACAGCAGCACGUCCGGUUUCACCGAGAACAAGCAGCUUCGCAUCGUGCUGCAGUGCUACAAGAAUAUCUGCCUGUACCUGUGCAUGCCUAGGUUUCAGAGAAAGUGGGGCAGUCUGAACGGUGGUACGAAUGUCACUUUCAGAGACAUCGUCGUCGAAGGGUCCCGUCUGACCGACAAUUAUCGGCGCGUGGAGCCCAGCUCGACGAGCUUGCCGUCGACUUCGUCGUCCGUAGUGCCUUCCUUGGCAGCUUCGUCUUCGUUUUCCCCUUUAUCAUCGCCCUGUGUGGCAGCAGCAUCCACAACUGUACCUACUCAAGCACCGCGUGUCGUGAGUCGGACUUCGGCCGUAGCCGCGGUGACUAAAAGUGUGAGCGGUGACAGAGCGCGUCGCGCUGUGCUGCUCAAUGGAGAUGCGAUGGCAAUAGCGCACGACCGUGCGACUUCAGCGCCGUACAAGCUCAUAAAGGUGCCCGCAGUGCUAGAGAUCACACGCUCCGGUUCGGAUUCUACAUCGGCGUCGGAGUGUGGCAGUGCCUCGGCAGCGGCUCCUAAGACGCCAACGACCGUGCUUCACUAUCAGCGGCCAGUGACGGCGGCACGCCGGGGAUGUCGGUGUGGUGCGGCGAGCUUGAACCCUGGCAAGCUGACGUGCUGCGGCCAGCGGUGCCCCUGCUAUGUGGCCGGUGCGAGCUGCAAGAUGUGUCGCUGCAAGGGUUGCCGGAAUCCUGUGGACAAGAUCACCCAGCUGUGGGGCGAAGCGCUGCAAGGGGGCAGCCAGACGGGAGUCGACGGCACGCCGACGUCCGAGCCGCGGACUCACGUGGUGCACAUCUUGCAUGUAGACGAGUGACACAACGCCGUUGUGUGCCUGUAUGAUAGGUGCAUCAUUGUGUUUCAUCUCAUCAUUGAAGCCACCAACUAUGAGGGUUAAUGAUUCGAAGACAAUGCGAGCGUGUGCCUUCCUGGGGAAGGUUUUAUGCCGUGGGGGUAGAUAGACCUAGUGGGACUUCAGCUUUGCAGAGACCAACUCGGCUGAACACCGCAGGCGGGUUUCGCCAUUGGUCACUCUGUGAGCUCCAUCAAUUCUUGCUGGUCUUGAGCGUGGUUUUAGAAUGCUGGUCAACAGUCUUGGUUUCUGGUGUUGUACUGUCAGUAUAUAAGUUUUUUGAGGUAGUCAUGGCUUGAUUGAUUGAUAUUUGGGGUU
This is a messenger RNA of Rhipicephalus microplus (southern cattle tick), 1545 nucleotides long. RefSeq lists its product as uncharacterized. Gene Ontology annotation, cellular component: MSL complex. Gene Ontology annotation, molecular function: ubiquitin protein ligase activity. The record is from RefSeq and is a predicted model, not a curated record. Lineage: Eukaryota; Metazoa; Arthropoda; Arachnida; Ixodida; Ixodidae. Gene Ontology annotation, biological process: protein ubiquitination.